CAAGAGCAUUGUCCAGAAAACCUGUCCGGCUGGUAGCACGUUUUGCUGAAGGUUGAUUCUAUCUUCCCAAACCCUAACCCGGAGGACGCCCACUUGGAGCUAGGCCACGCCCAUUUGGAUCUGGCUCCUGGUGGAAAAAUCCGACAACUGAUCUCUGUGGGCGUUUCUAAAGGAGCCGUGCUCAGAUACAUGAGUUUUCUUGUUCGACCUUCACUUUAGGAGCUUGGUUUUUUUUUUGCAUUAUUUCAGUGCAACACGAUGGCAAAUGAAGCCAGGCCAUGCCCGUGUGACAUUGGAGACAGGAUGGAAUAUGGCAGUCUUGGUGAAGAGGUUCAGAUUGAGCAUGUUAAAGCUUAUGUGGUGAAACCUAAAGCACCAACCGACAAAGCGGUCAUUGUAAUUCAGGACAUUUUUGGAUGGCAGCUCCCCAAUACACGAUACAUGGCUGACAUGCUUGCAUCAAAUGGAUAUGUUGCUGUUUGCCCAGACUUCUUUCUUGGAAAGGAGCCAUGGAGUCCUUCAAGUGACUGGUCAACAUUUCAGGAGUGGCUUAAGGACAAAAAACCCACCAACAUCAAUAAGGAGGUGGAUGUGGUUUUAAAAUACCUCAAGAAACAACGUGGAGCUAAAAGCAUUGGGGUGGUGGGGUUCUGUUGGGGUGGAGUGGCCACACACUACAUAGCCCUCCAAUAUCCUGAAGUCAAGGCUGGAGUUUCAGUCUACGGGAUAAUUCAAGAGCAAGAGGAUCGUUAUGAACUCAAAAGUCCGACUCUCUUUAUCUUUGGCGAAAAAGAUACAGUAAUACCACUUGACCAGGUUACAUCACUUGAGGCAAAACUGAAGGACACGUGCACCGUUGACUUCAAGGUGAAGAUUUUCCCCAAUCAAACUCACGGAUUCGUUCAUCGUAAACGAGAAGACGUCAACCCAGCAGACAGACCGUACAUUCAGGAGGCCCGGGAGGACAUGAUUAACUGGUUAAAUAAGUACAUGUAAAAUUAAUCAGGUGCAGAUAGUCAAGUUUAACGUGAAUGCUUACCCCAAAUAUUGUUGAUCACCCAAGACGUGUUUGGUGUCUAAGGUUCAUGCUGCAUCCGUGAGACUGCUGUAGUGUAAUGCAUGACUAAAUCAUAACACACUUUUGUCUUGAAAAGAGAUUUGGCUGAGCGAAAAGAGAUUUGGCUGAGCGAAAACAGUUGUACCUAGUUAUAAAAUACCAUAAUAAGUUAAUUUCCCCUUCGAAAUAAGCAGAUUUAAGAAGGUUUGCUUUUGGAAUCUCUUGCUAUUAACCAAGUAUGAAGUCCAAAGAGUUGUCACUGCCAGUGAAGCAAUCCAUCAUUAAGCUGAAAAAUGAAAACAAAUCCAUUAGGGAGAUAGCAAAAACACUAGGUGUGGCCAAAUCAACUAUUUGGUCCAUUCUUAAAAAGGCAGAACACACUGGUGACCUCAUGAACAACCACAGGUCUGGAAGACCUCGGAAAACAACGGAGGGGGAAGACAGAAGAAUUCUUUCCCUGAUAAAGAAAAACCCCUUCACAACAGUUGGCCAGAUCAAGCACACACUCCAGGAGGUAGGCGUAUCCGUGUCCGAGUCAACAAUCAAGAGAAGACUUCACCAGAGUAAAUACCGUUGGUCUGCCGUAAGCGUCAAAGAGAGGAGGACUAAAAGAAAAUUAAAAACCACCAAAAAUCCUGUAAGUUCUGAAGAAUCCUACGAACAGAUGGAACAAGAAUCUGCUUUACCAGAAUCGGAGGAGGAGACAGGUAAAGAGGAGGAAAAGAACUGCUCAUGAUCUGAAUUAUACCACCUCAUCUGUGAAGCCUGACGGAGGCAGUGUUAUGGUGUGGGCAUGUAUGGUUGCCAGUGGAACUGGUUCCCUUCUAAUCAUUGAUGUGACUGCUGACCAAAGCAGCAGGAUGAUUUUGAAAGUGCACAGGGCUGCGUUAUCAGAUUCAGCCAAAUGAUUCUAAACUCAUUGGAUGGUGCAGAUGGACAAUGGCCCAAAGCAUACGUUGAAAGCAGCCCAAUACUUUUUUAUGGCAACGAAAUGGAAGUUCCUCAUACACUAAUGAUCGAAGUUAGCAUACUAAAGUUUAUUCUCGGAUAGUGGCAUGUCCCAAAGGGUUAAUUGUUCCUCUUGCACCAUAGCGAUUUGCCAAAGAUUACAGUGGAAACCAAUUUAUUCAUGAACAACACAUUGUGCUUCUUAAUCGGUUAUACCUGGAUAUAAUGCUGUGGAACGUCAGUGAGUUAUGUUAUUUGCGUUAUAGGGAGGGAAAGUGAAACACAGCGAUCCUAGUGGUAGCGUUCCUAAGCCGAGAGCCAUACUAUUGAAAAUCCCAUAGACCCGAUUUUUAAAAAAAUCCCACGAAGUUAUGACGUGGAACUUGUACACCCCCCAAAAAUAUGUUGUAUAUGUUGGGAUUAUCUACUAACGGUGAAAGUAUCAGGUGAAAUUUCGCUGUCUUUUAAAAGAUCGAAAUUGCGCCUAACCUGUCAGAAACGGACUACAACCAAACUGUCUAGUCAGAGUCGCUCAUAUUACGUCAGCAGUAGGCUUAGCUAUCCCACGACCGGAAAGAUCUGUGUAUUUUGAUCAUGCUUUGUUUUGUGCCAGACUGCAACCACCGGCAGUUGACUACAUUCCCUGAUCUGUAAUGGUUAUCCCCACGAAGGAUGCAUUUCUUAUUGGUACAGAAAUACUCCGCCAACCACGCUAUACAAAUCGGCAUGUUGAUGUAGGCUACUCGCUGGCCGCCACCUGCUACAGAUUUGGAAAGGCGCUAGACUUGCGGCGACGUCGGGUCCGUGUAGUCUUUGAUCAGCUUAUUAAAAAACAUUCAAAACAAUUCAAAUCGGUGGAUAAAAUAAAGUAUGAUCACCAGGAUCGAUAGAGCUGCUCAACAUGCACAACAUAUGGAAGCCAUUGUCUUAACUUCGAAGUGUAACCCGAAAUGUAAUUUUUUGAAAAGAUCUUCCCAUUCAUUUUGCCAUAGAGGUUGGAACGCAUCCAGUAAGGGCCGAUGAGAUUACUUUCCCUCCCUAUAAGAGCUAUAAACAGUCUUCCCUCUCCAGCCUUUUUUUUUUUUCCUUCCCCUUCUCUUGAUGUUAAGACAAAAAAAGGCAGCUUGUUACAUUUCUGAGAAACCAGUGUGUUCUUGUGUUAAAGACUUUCCCAUGAUGGAAAACUUGUUUUAAACUGACGCUGGAGAUUCCUUCCUUAAAUGUUAAAUAAAUAUCCCCAUACAGAAAGCUUCAUUAAGUAAAUUGAUUUAAAAAAAAUGUUUUAUUAGCUUUAGAUCUCUGUCCCGUUGUCUUUUUAUAUACCACAUGUAAUCUAAAGAAACUUCAGACCCUGUGCUCUUGUGAUUUUUUUUUAAGAAUGGUCAAUCUCCCUGUUUUUGACUCCUGAUACACCGGAGGCUAUAUCAUGAUGUCCUUGUUUCAGAUGUGCAGGUUGCUUUACUUGUAGUGGUCCGAACAGAGAUGUGGGAGAAGCGGGAUUUGUUUUUAUCAUAAUGAUUCCUGUGAGGUUUUCCUGGUCUGACCUGGGGUCAGUGAAACAACAUGGAUGGUUCUUGAACUAGACCCUAAUCAGAAAAGAAAAGGAAAAACAGUGAACAGCUAGUGAUCACUACAGUAUGGGAAAGUGUCCUGGACAUCACCUUCUGUGAAACCGUACAAACUCGCUUCAGAUAUAGCCAAGAGAUGAUUGAAGUACCAGGUAUAAAGCGAUGAGGGAGGGUAGAGAGGUCACUCAGUACAGCUUACUGAGCUAGAUGGACGUCUUUGUAAGAGUGGGGUCACGUCUGCAAUUGUAUAUUUUUAUAUUGUGUUGAUCAUAUUUUAAUUUUAGAAAUACUGUAGCAUAAUGCUUUAACUUGGAGCAAGAAUCCUUUCUAUUAUACCGUACAGUGGGCCCAAACAUGUGGAGAUACACAAUAUGAUCAAAACUAUAUGGACACCUGACCAACACCAGUAUUUGGGCUUUCUUCAAAUAGUUUCCACUCCACACUUGUAUAGGAUGUCUUUUUGUAUACUGUAAUUUGACAGUUUCCCUUCAGUGGAACAUGAAUGAGAUCCGUUGUUUGUCGAGGAUGGAGUGGAAGAACAUGCACAGAGACCUGAACUGAACACCUUUGAGAGGAACCUUUUGAACUAGAAUGCCUACAUGCCCCAAGCCACCUUCUAAAAUCUAGUAGAAAGCCUUGCCAGGAGAAUGGAGGUGAUUGUAUCAGCAAUAGAGGAAAUAAAUCUGGACUGGAACGUUCAAAAAGCUCAAAAGGAUAUGGUCAGCUGUUCACAAACCUUUGGCCAUAUGUUGUAUUACUUUUACAUUACGUAUUUUUCAUGCUCCAUAGGUAUGGUAGAGAUGUAAGGAUGAUCCACUGUGUGAUUUGUAUUAAGGAACCUAGUUAGUAUUAGUUCUAAAUUUUCUUAGAGAAUGUGGCUGUCCUGAUAAUUGCAUCAUGUUCUUUGUGGACUUUCUAUCUUAACUAAGCUUCAAUUAUAAGUUAGUGCUAGGAGUGCUUUAUAAAGUAUUUCGUUCUUUUACUCGAACACUCUUCCUGGAUUCCAGACUGCAAAAAGGUGAUGUGAGAAUUGUCAAUGAGAUGUCAAAUGAAAUGGCAAUGCUUUGGUUGACUUGGAUGAUUUACUUUCUUAAAUAAAUCAGUGGUUUUAUUACCAUGAUAUUUGGAUUGCUGUGCAUGAGUACAGGUGACAAGGGUAUUGCAUUUCUAGACCUGUGUGUGUAUUGCAAUAAUCUGAUUGUAAUGGCAAAAUUACACCUUAAAGACAACUCUACAUUAAAUGAACUACACAUCCUGAAAA
This is a messenger RNA of Neoarius graeffei (lesser salmon catfish), 4834 nucleotides long. RefSeq names its product carboxymethylenebutenolidase homolog (Pseudomonas) (gene cmbl). Gene Ontology annotation, molecular function: hydrolase activity. The transcript is spliced from 6 exons. Bases 259 to 996 code for a protein of 245 amino acids. The record is from RefSeq and is a predicted model, not a curated record. NCBI's taxonomy places the organism in Eukaryota, Metazoa, Chordata, Actinopteri, Siluriformes, Ariidae.